GGGCGGGGAGUCGCCCACGCAGCCGGCCGCCCGCAGCCCUGAUCCCGAGCAGGCGCGCGCCGUGGGCAUCUCGGGCCGCGGGAGCGAGUGGAGGAUGCUGGGAAAGAGGUAACAUGGCCACCGGCGGCGGAGCGGAGGAGGAUCGACAGCGGGGCCGGCUGCAGCUCCCGCUGCCCGCGCGGCCCACGGCCCGCGCCGAGGAAGCCGAGGGCGUCCGCGAGAAGAUGGGCUGGGCGCAGGUAGUUAAGAACCUGGCGGAGAAGAAGGGCGACUUCCGCGAGCCGCGGCGGCGCGACGACGCGGGCAGCGGUGCGAGUGGCGGGCUCUGCAGCCCUGCGGGCCCGGCCGCCCCGAACCCCGGCGACUUCCCACCCGCCAGCCGCGGGGACCCAAAGGGCCGCCGUCGAGACCCUGCGGGCGAGGCGGCAGACGCCUGCAGGAAGAAGGGCACGGGAGACGCGAGUCGAAGGAAGAAGACAGAGGUGGCGGCGGCCAUGGCGACCCCCGCCAGGCCCGGGGCGACCGAAGACGCCACUGAGCGACCGCUACAGGACGAGCCUCCGGCCGCCGGCCCCGGUAAGGGCCGCUUCCUCGUGCGCAUCUGUUUCCAGGGAGACGAGAGUGCCUGUCCGACCCGGGAUUUCGUGGUGGGCGCGCUCAUCCUGCGCUCCAUCGGCAUGGACCCAGACGACAUCUACGCGGUCAUCCAGAUCCCCGGCAGCCGCGAGUUCGACGUGAGCUUUCGAUCCGCGGACAAGCUGGCCCUGUUUCUCCGCGUCUACGAGGAAAAGCGGGAGCUGGAGGACUGCUGGGAGAACUUUGUGGUGCUGGGGCGGAGCAAGUCCAGCUUGAAGACCCUCUUCAUCCUUUUCCGGAACGAGACCGUGGACGUGGAGGACAUCGUGACCUGGCUCAAGCGCCACUGCGACGUGCUGGCCGUGCCGGUGAAAGUGACCGACAGGUUUGGGAUCUGGACCGGGGAGUACAAGUGCGAGGUCGAGCUGCGCCAGGGGGAGGGCGGAGUGAGGCACCUGCCCGGGGCCUUCUUCCUGGGAGCGGAGAGGGGCUACAGCUGGUACAAGGGGCAGCCCAAGACGUGCUUUAAAUGUGGUUCCCGGACCCACAUGAGCGGCACCUGCACGCAGGACAGGUGUUUCCGGUGCGGGGAAGAGGGGCACCUGAGCCCUUACUGCCGGAAAGUCAUCGUGUGCAACCUCUGUGGCAAGAGAGGACACGCCUUUGCCCAGUGUCCCAAAGCCGUUCACAAUUCCGUGGCAGCUCAGCUCACUGGCGUGGCGGGGCACUGAACGCGCGUCUGCCCGCCGGGGCGAACACACAGCCAGCUUACCCUUCUUAAGUGCCAAAACUUUUUUUUUAAAGACCUUUUCUUUUUAUCAUUUUGGAAGGAAAUAUUUUUUAAAACCUGAAAGAGACAUUCUCUCUAUGCCUUUUUAAAACCACGUGUGCUCCUUUUCAGCCUGUUUGAAACGGCAAAUUUUACCAAUAAGGACUAUUUGGAACUGUAGUGUGCAGAUACGUCGCCUGCCCCCCACCACCACCUUUUUUCUCCCGUUUUGCAUUUGUUUUGGUACUUUCGCCAACACCUGGACCCCUUUGUACUUUUUACUACCUCCCUCCUCAUACAUUGCCUCCUUAGAAAUUUUUUGCCCUUUGGGCUGCCUUGCUCAUCUCUCUGCCUCAGUCGUGUGUGUCC
This is a messenger RNA of Microtus oregoni (creeping vole), 1714 nucleotides long. RefSeq names its product zinc finger CCHC-type containing 3 (gene Zcchc3). Gene Ontology annotation, molecular function: RNA binding; zinc ion binding; double-stranded DNA binding. Gene Ontology annotation, cellular component: cytoplasm. Gene Ontology annotation, biological process: positive regulation of RIG-I signaling pathway; activation of innate immune response; detection of virus. Lineage: Eukaryota; Metazoa; Chordata; Mammalia; Rodentia; Cricetidae. The transcript has a single exon. The record is from RefSeq and is a predicted model, not a curated record. The coding region runs from base 114 to 1307 and encodes 397 amino acids.